Molecule: messenger RNA, 462 nt
Organism: Knipowitschia caucasica
Lineage: Eukaryota; Metazoa; Chordata; Actinopteri; Gobiiformes; Gobiidae
Source: the annotation of a GenBank genome assembly
AUGGGUUCAGAGCCCGAGGAAACUGUGACCUCUGACCCCUCGCCGCUGCCAGUUCCUCCGUCUCACUUUUCUGAUUCCCCGAUCAUUUCCAUCAAACCCGGAGCCAAACUGACCACGGCGUCCUCAUGGCGUCCUCACGGCGUCCUCACGGCGUCCUCACGGCAUCCUCACAAGGUCCUCACGGCGUCCUCACAGCAUCCUCACAAGGUCCUCACAGCGUCCUCACAGCAUCCUCACAAGGUCCUCACGGCGUCCUCACGGCGUCCUCACGGCAUCCUCACAAGGUCCUCACGGCGUCCUCACGGCAUCCUCACAAGGUCCUCACGGCGUCCUCACGGCGUCCUCACAAGGUCCUCACGGCGUCCUCACGGGGUCCUCACGGCGUCCUCACGGGGUUCUCACGGGGUCCUCACGGCGUCCUCACGGCAUCCUCACAAGGUCCUCACAGCGUUCGCCUCAUGA